Messenger RNA from Sebastes umbrosus (honeycomb rockfish), 2656 nucleotides. It is a transcript of the gene xpnpep1, whose product is annotated as X-prolyl aminopeptidase (aminopeptidase P) 1, soluble. Gene Ontology annotation, molecular function: metalloaminopeptidase activity. The record is from RefSeq and is a predicted model, not a curated record. Bases 167 to 2029 code for a protein of 620 amino acids. Lineage: Eukaryota; Metazoa; Chordata; Actinopteri; Perciformes; Sebastidae. The transcript has 20 exons.
UGCGUCUACUGGAAGAAACCUCAGUCACGUGACCUCAAACGUCAACAGCGUAAUGGCAGCCUCCUCCUGUUUAGUACAUCAACACAAGGUACCGAGCUGCUGAACGAGCGCUUCGUCUAUUAACCCAAAGAGUCACAUCUCCAAGAAGAAAGCAGCGGGCACCGCCAUGUCUCCAAAGAUCACAGGAGAGCUGCUCAGGCAGCUUCGCCAGGCGAUGAGGAAUUGUAAAUACUUCUCUGAGCCCAUACAGGCUUACAUCGUCCCUUCUGGAGAUGCACAUCAGAGUGAAUACAUUGCACCGUGUGACUGCAGACGUGAAUUUAUCUGUGGAUUUAAUGGCUCUGCAGGUACAGCCAUCGUCACAGAGCAGCACGCUGCCAUGUGGACUGAUGGGCGAUAUUUCCUCCAGGCCAGUCAGCAGAUGGACAACAACUGGACCCUUAUGAAGAUGGGGUUGAAGGAGACACCCUCUCAGGAGGACUGGCUGAUCAGCAUUCUGCCAGAGAACUCCAAAGUGGGAGUGGAUCCUUGGAUCAUCGCUGCUGAUCAGUGGAAGAACAUGUCCAGGGCGCUGACCGGUGCAGGCCACUCUCUGGUGGCAGUGCAGGAUAACCUGAUCGAUGCGGUCUGGAUGGACCGCCCAGAAAGACCCAGCACACAGCUCCGCACCCUGGGCUUAGAGUACACCGGUGUGUCCUGGCAAGAUAAGAUCACCGCGCUGCGAGCCAAGAUGACGAAGAGGAAAGUGACCUGGUUUGUUGCCACGGCGUUGGAUGAGAUAGCAUGGCUUUUUAACCUCCGCGGUGCAGACAUCGAGUACAACCCAGUUUUCUUUGCGUAUGCCAUUGUGGGGAUGAACACAAUAAGGCUUUUUGUGGACCUAAAGCGUCUUUCUGAUCCCGCAUUGAGAGACCACCUGCAGCUGGACUCCCCCAGCAAGCCCGAGAUGAGCAUCCACACGUUCCCGUACGAGUCGGUCUACACCGAGCUCCAGGCCAUCGGUGCGGCACACAGCCCCAAGGACAAAGUGUGGAUCUGUGACAAGGCCAGUUGUGCUCUCACACAGGUCAUCCCCAAGGCCCACAGGACUCCGAUUCCCUACACUCCGCUCUGCCUCGCCAAGGCAGUGAAGAACACGACUGAGAUUCAAGGCAUGAAAAUAGCUCAUAUCAAGGAUGCAGUGGCCCUGUGUGAACUGUUUGCUUGGUUGGAAAAGGAGAUUCCAAAAGGCAAUAUCACCGAGAUCUCUGCUGCCGAUAAAGCUGAAGAAUUACGCAGUCAACAGAAAGAUUUUGUUGGCCUCAGUUUCCCCACAAUUUCCAGCGUCGGUCCCAAUGGAGCAAUCAUACAUUACAGACCUCUGCCUGAAACCAACAGAACCCUCUCCCUGAAUGAAGUUUACCUGAUCGACUCUGGAGCUCAAUAUGUUGAUGGAACCACAGACGUCACACGCACCAUGCACUUUGGGACACCAUCAGCUUUUGAGAAGGAAUGCUUUACCUACGUACUGAAGGGACACAUAGCUGUCAGUGCUGCUAUUUUCCCCAACGGAACAAAAGGCCACCUGUUGGAUUCGUUUGCCCGUGCAGCUCUGUGGGAGUCGGGGCUGGACUACCUUCACGGUACGGGCCACGGCGUGGGCUGCUUCCUCAACGUCCACGAGGGGCCAUGCGGCAUCAGCUACAAGACCUUCGCCGAUGAACCUCUGGAGGCCGGCAUGAUCGUCAGUGAUGAACCUGGGUACUAUGAAGAUGGAUGUUUUGGCAUUCGUAUUGAAAAUGUGGUCCUUGUUGUACCAGCUAAGCCCAAAUACAACUACAGAAACAGAGGUAGUCUGACAUUUGAGCCCCUCACUCUGGUUCCUAUCCAAGUCAAGAUGAUGAACACAGAGCUGCUCACAAAGAAGGAGGUGGACUGGGUGAACGAGUACAACAGGAAGUGUCUGGAGGUGAUCGGAGCAGAGAUGGAGAGGCAAGGCAGGAAGGAGGGGCUGGACUGGCUGAUCAGAGAGACCCAGCCGAUCGUCUGAGGAGCGACUCCGGUGCAAACCGACCCUUUCUGCCCAGUAGUACUUUACGAUCAAUCGCUCCCAAGUGAUAAUCGUCUGUAUUUUUCUCAUCUUUCUCUGUGUCUCACACUCGGCUUCUUUUGUAAAGCACAUUGUAUCAGCAGUUUUAUUAAAGAUCAUUAAAAGAAAUCAAGAAAUAACUUUUCUGUAUUUACUACUUUGUGUCUCCAACAUAAUCAGCUUUUCUUGAACUGUGACAGCAUCUUGUUCAGCUUGGUGUUUUUGAGGUUAUUCAAAUGUGGAAGAACUUAAGAUGAAGAAGAUGUAAAGUGAAAAAGUAAAUGCAGAAUGAGGAAUAUCAUCAAUAUUCAAACACUAUCCUAACACUCAUUUACAGAAGAAAGCCACAAUGACUUUAGAAACUUUGGACAUAUACACGAUUAUUAGGCCUCUAUAUAACUAGUAGCAUAUUCCUGUUCUUACAUUUUGCACCUUUAAAAUUAAAGGUACCCUGCUCAGUGUUGUUUACAUUCAGUGUUUGUCACCAAAAUGCAUUGUGUGUAUAAUUGAGGCUUUACAAACAUGCAUUUUCUAUUUUAUAAAACAUUUGCAGUGCUAUUUUAAAAAUAUUAAAAAUCUACAAAUCUA